GUUUUCGAUAGCCUGAACAUUCUCGAACAAAUUGACGACCAACUUUUCCUUCUUAAGCAACCCCGCACUUCGAAUCUUCCAACUUCACAACGCAGAUUCUAAACCAUUUAUAGAGUCGCAAGGUCGCAUUCUCAUUAUGCCCCGCGUCUUGCUAUUCUGCACUGCUGAGGAAGCCAAGCCCUUCGUUCGUAGGGUCUUGGGGAAUCAAACCCCAGAGGACAAGAUCUUCUAUCUCGUUGAAUCGCGCGCCGGCCCGAGUGAUGGCCAGGGAUUCAAGACGGAGCUAAAUGAUGAUGAGACCUUUGAGACCGAUUUCAUUGGCGCCUCCGAGCAGGACUGUCAGCAAUGGGCGGUAGAGAAGCAAAGCCAGCACAACAUCAUCGAACAAGAUAUCAUCGCUAUUGCGGAUGUGCGCAGCGUCACUGAUAGCACCCUCUUGAUGCAACACUAUGUCCACAAAGAAGCUGACGGAGAGGAGCCCCUCCAAUUCGGUAGAUACGGUGUUCUUCCACGGGAGCGUGACACCUGGCACGACUUUAGAAUCGAUCCCAGUGGAGCCGACAAUGUCCUUGCCGCCUUGGAAUAUGUUACAUUUGAGGUCUCCUACCCAGUCUACUUUGGACACAAAGAGGAGCUUACGGAUGAGCAUGGCGUUUUCGAUGUCGCUAGGGCUCAGCGUCUUAUGGAGGAUGAAGAUCCUAGUAUUUUUGAGUUUUGAUAGAAGAUAAAACUUCUGGGAAUCGAAUCCUGGGACAAUUUGAUGACUUCUUCGAAUAUCGGAUAACAUUGAUUUUCAUGUAUUUAUCGAAAGAAAGGCCUAAAGGAACUUCUUUUUAGUACGCAAAGCAAGAAAUUAUAUCGAGUGGACACAAACCCCGCACUGAUGACCCCAAG
This is a messenger RNA of Hyaloscypha bicolor E, 894 nucleotides long. RefSeq lists its product as uncharacterized. The record is from RefSeq and is a predicted model, not a curated record. The transcript has 2 exons. Lineage: Eukaryota; Fungi; Ascomycota; Leotiomycetes; Helotiales; Hyaloscyphaceae. Bases 137 to 718 code for a protein of 193 amino acids.